AUUAGUCGACCUGGAGAAGGUAAGAAGACUCAGGACGGUUCCUCCUCCUCCUUCUUCCUCCUCUCGGUGUCCGUGAACGCAGCACGCCGAGUCCUGGGUAUUUAACAUUCUACCCUGGACAGCGGCAGGUUGUUGCGCAAGCGCAGCCCAUUGAGUCUGCAUGAAUACGGAGCGAGGAGAGGACAGGAGCACUGGGAGUACUGGGACUGGGGAGGACACGCAGACGGGACCAGAGGAACUGGACGGACCGGACCGAGGACUUUCCCCCUCCCACGGGCAGGCGGACAUGGAUGGACAGAACGACGGCAGCGGCGGCGUCUGCUCCCGGCCGCAUGGCGCCGCGACGGACGGCAAGAAGAAGAAGAAGGAGGAGAGGAAGGAGAAAAUCCCCGACAGAGUGACUCUGAAGAAGGAGAUCGGGCUGCUGAGCGCCUGCACCAUCAUCAUAGGGAACAUCAUCGGCUCUGGGAUCUUCAUCUCUCCGAAGGGGGUCCUGGAGCACUCGGGCUCGGUGGGUUUGGCAUUGGUGGUUUGGUUGCUGGGUGGAUGCAUUGCUGCCUUGGGCUCCUUAUGCUACGCUGAACUGGGCGUCACCAUCCCCAAAUCUGGAGGAGACUACUCCUACGUCACAGAGAUAUUCGGUGGUCUGAUGGGGUUUCUCCUGUUGUGGAGCGCCGUCCUCAUCAUGUACCCGACCACGCUGGCCGUUAUCGCCCUCACCUUCUCCAGCUAUGUCCUGCAGCCUGUCUUCCCAAACUGCGUUCCUCCAUACAUGGCGACACGGAUGCUUUCUGCCACCUGUCUCCUAGUGACCUGAGGUUUCUGUGUUUCAGUGCUGCUGACCUGGGUGAACUGCUCCAGUGUUCGUAUGGCCACCAGGAUCCAGGACGUCUUCACCGUGGGGAAACUCAUGGCUCUGGGUCUAAUCAUUGUGGUCGGCCUGGUCCAGAUCUUCAACGGGAACUACGAGGCUCUGACUCCUCAGGUGGCCUUUUCCCUGGACAGGACGCCGUCGGUUGGGCAGAUCGCUCUGGCCUUCCUGCAGGCCUCCUUCGCCUUCAGCGGCUGGAACUUCCUCAACUACGUCACAGAGGAAGUGGUUGAACCCAGACGGAAUCUACCUCGUGCCAUCUACAUUUCCAUUCCAUUGGUGACCUUUGUGUACACGCUCACCAACAUCGCCUACUUCUCCUCCAUGUCGCCCGAGGAGCUGCUGUCGUCCAAUGCUGUGGCUGUAACAUUUGGGGAGAAGCUCCUGGGAAUGUUCUCCGUCAUCAUGCCGAUCUCUGUGGCUCUAUCCACCUUCGGAGGAAUCAAUGGCUACCUGUUCACUUCCUCCAGGUUGUGUUUCUCAGGGGCCAGAGAAGGUCACCUGCCCAGCCUGCUGGCCAUGAUCCACUAUAGGAACUGUACGCCCAUCCCUGCUCUCCUGGUCUGCUGCACUGCCACCAUUGUUAUACUCUGCAUUGGAGAAACCCACAACCUGAUCAACUACGUCUCCUUUAUCAACUACCUGUCGUAUGGCGUCACUAUCGCAGGUUUGCUGUACUACCGCUGGAAGAAACCCAACCUGUACCGACCCAUCAAGGUGAACCUGCUGGUCCCUGUGUGCUACCUGAUGUUCUGGGCACUGCUGCUGGGUUUCAGUCUUUACUCAGAGCCGGUGGUUUGUGGUGUCGGUCUGGUCAUCAUGCUAACUGGUGUACCCGUAUACUUCUUGGGUGUCCAUUGGAAAGAAAAACCAAAGUGUAUCUACAACUUCAUUGAGAGGGCGACGUACGUGGGCCAGAGGUUGUGUUUUGUGGUCUUUCCUCAGAUCGACCCCAUUGAGAUUGCCAAUCCCUCAGAAUGGACUGACCGGUCAUCAGGCAGGAGCAGUUUGUCUGCCAAUUCUUAAAACUCUUUUCUGAAUAUAUGAAGAUCUUUGUUUUUGCCUCCUGUUUUUAUUCCGUCACUGUGUUAAGUCCAGACACCUGCUCCUGGUAUGGGAGUUACCUGUCUGACCUUUGACCUUCUGAGACUCUGGUUUUUCCCAGCAGUCGAGUGGAAACUCCUGCUCUUCUGCAUGGGCUGCCUGCACUUUUUGUUUUUUUCCCCUCUUUUCUACUAAGUCGUCAAAUACAACAACCUAAUGCCAACAGUGUCGCACUGUGAAAAUGACUUUUCUUCACAUUUUGGACCCAUCUGUUUCUUCUCUGACCAACUGACAGUGUGACAGUUAUCUCUUCUGAACGUUGCUGGUGUUUUAUCGUGCCUUAAGACCUUUUCACACCAAAUCCCAAUCAAAUCGAUUGUCAGUAGUCUGGAUACAGUAAGAAAAAAGACUUGCACACUGAGUCUGGUAGCAAAUAAUUUCAGAAAAUAGUUCCUAACACUUAGCAAAAAGUAUGUAUAUUACAUCCAUCAAUCUAACAGCCUCCACUUCUCUAGUUUCAUUCUUGCUGAACCUGCCGCAGGUAUUUGCUCCCAUUCAGCCACAUUAGAGCAUCAGGAUGUUGGGUGACAAGGUCUGGUUCUCAAUCAGCGUUCCAGUUCAUCCCAAAGGUGUUGGAUCGUGUUGAGGUCAGGAAUUUGGUCUUUGAGUCAUGUUGAAACAGGAAACACAUAGGAUCAUUGUUUGUUGUAGCAUUAAGAUUUUCUUAACAUUUUCUCAGGUAGCUGUCUUAUUUCGUAAUAUACUGUGUGUAUGUUUCACCAACCUUUCAACCUCCUCUACUGCAAAAAAACAAACAAAAAAAGGUUGAAACAACAGAUCAAUCCUUAUUUUCCUGGCAUAACUUCACCUAUAGAAUAACUUUUUAAGGAUAAGUUUUCAGGGUUUCUGAAGUGUUUGCCAAAUUACAUCCGAGACUUUUUACAGGAGCUAUAUGUAAGUUUUAGCUUCUAUUUCUAUCAUUUCCUUUUCUUUGCAAACCAAACAUGGUUUCUUGCCAGGAGUGGGUGGAGGUGGAGGUGGUGGUGAUAAUGGUCGCUCACCAAGACCAUCUAUUGACUACUGGUCCUCUAGGCAGCACUCCUUCUUCAUCCUCUCAUGUUGGACUGAGGGCAGACUGGACUCUACAAUAACUCUCUAUUGCCUCUUGGGGUAUAAAGUGGUAUUACAAGUUUGUAUCGGCCAGGGCUAGCUGGUUAGCAUGCUAACUACCAGUAGAAAUCUCUGCCACACAGCACAUAGAUGUCUGCAACGUCAGAACUGUUAUUUCUUCACAUUUAGUUGAUCAUUUGAUCAUUUUUGUUUAGUUAUUUUUGAAAUGCUUAAUCCAAUUUUAACACUCAUGAACAACACACAAACUGGCCCAGAAUUAAAAUAACACACAGCACUUCUGGAUUCUGUAUGCAAGACAUCGUAUAUAAACCUAAUGUGUUAUUUUUUUAAACGAAUAUGGAUUAUUUUUGUGCAAAAACGUGGGACUUGGUGUGAAAAGGCCUUUACUGGGGAAAAUGUGUAUUAAUAUAUUGUUUAUUAACUGAUUCACUAUAUUAGAUUAUAAUGUUGCGAGUGCCUUUUGCUUUGUGUUUUGCGUUUGAUUAUUUGGUCUUCCACUGCCGAAUUCUUUCCUUCUCUCAUUUGUAAACAAACCAGAUUAUGCACAAUGCACCGUCACAUCCCUGAGACCAGGGGCCAAGCUGAAGUUUAUUAAUCUGUUGUUAACACAGUAGUCGUGUUCACUUUACCUGCUGCUGCUCUAACCUCAGACCACAUCACUCUGGUUUGUUGUAAUUAGCUAAUUUACUGACACACUGUGAUUGUAAUCAGAUGUAGAAAUACCUUUUAUCGUGAUUGUGUUUUUACAAAAUAAGAGUCUGAUGUGACAGAACUGGUUCUUUUUACAAAUAUUGUCCUUUUAGUGCCACUUCUUCCUGGUCAGGAAUGAAUCUCUUUUCUCCUUAAUGUUUCUUUCUACAUCUUCUCAUUGUGUGGUCACUAAUAUUCUGGUUAGAAAAUACUUUGCAGGUGUUUCCACUGACACGUCUUUCUAUUUUUAUGCCUCUAUGCUGAUGACACCCCGUGUUUUCUGGUUGUCCAUCCUAUUGUUGUGAACACAAUAUCUCAGUAAUACCUUGAGGGAAUUUCUUCAAAUUUAGUACAGAUGUUCACCUGGACUCAGAGUUGAACUGAUUAAAUUUUGGUGGUUAAAGGUCAAAGGUCAAGGUCAUUGCGACCUCACAAAACAUGUUUAUGGUCUGUUGAAUGUGAUAUUGUGAGAUCGCCUUGUAGUAAUUUCUUCAAAAUUGGCACAAAGGUUCACUUGGACUCAGAGAUUAAGUAAAUUGCUUUUGGUGAUUAAAGGUUGAAGCUCAAGGUCACUGCGACGUCAUAAAACAUGUUUUUGGCCAUAGCUUCACACACUUAUUAAAUGAAAAUGGACUGGUUGGAGAAGGCAAACAACCACUAGGCUGUAACUCUAGUUUUCAGACAACUGUUGUAUUUAACUUGAGCCUUUCACAGUGAGCCUUAAUGUUAGCCAGUUAGCAUUUUUAGACUAAAUGAAAUGAUUCUAUUAUAUAUAUACAGUUGUUUGACAAGUAGAAACAGGAAGAUGUGUUGGUGACAGUGCCUGUGUUUUGUGAUACAUCAUAUUUUAGAACAUAGCAGCCAAGUUUGAUUUUUACAACUGUCUUCAAAUGUCUUUAAAUGACACCCAGAUAUAUUGGACAUAUUUGUAAAAAGAGCCAGUCUUCCAGUUUAGCCGGUUAAUAUCCAAACUUGCUUUUUUAAAGAAGAAAUCUGCAUGUCUGGUUUAAAUAGUUCAAAUGACAAGUGUAUGACUGUUACAAGUGGUUUUGUGUUGCCUGAAGCUGUGUCCCAAACCCAGAAAACAUAAGAACUGUGUGUAUAGAGUCUGCUGUAUAUACAAAUCAUUACAGUAUACUAUUUUUGCAGCUAGUAUUUAAGAAAUCAACAUGUUCUUCUGCUUAAAAUUAACAGGAAAUGACACAUCAGUCACACCAUUGCCAAUUUUAAAUGAUCUUUUAGGAUGUAUACUAUAUUGACUUAGUAUUGCCACCUGGAAUUGGGACACAGCUUCUUUUGUUCAUGCCCAAGUUUAUAACUGUUCUUAUGUUACAUUCCUCUUUAUUUCAUCUGCUUCUGCUUGAAUGUAGAGACCAGCUGACUCUGAAAAUAACCUGUAUUUUAAUA
This is a messenger RNA of Lates calcarifer (barramundi perch), 5143 nucleotides long. RefSeq names its product solute carrier family 7 member 10b (gene slc7a10b). The record is from RefSeq and is a predicted model, not a curated record. Gene Ontology annotation, molecular function: L-amino acid transmembrane transporter activity; neutral L-amino acid transmembrane transporter activity. Lineage: Eukaryota; Metazoa; Chordata; Actinopteri; Centropomidae. Gene Ontology annotation, cellular component: membrane. Gene Ontology annotation, biological process: D-alanine transmembrane transport; amino acid transmembrane transport; D-serine transmembrane transport. The transcript has 11 exons.